GAUUCCGAUCGAAUUUAUUCCGUUAUUUCCUACAUUUCUAUUGUUUUUUCUAGGGGAAACGGAAUUAUUCCGAUCGGAAUUGAUUCCGACAGGUUCCAUGAUGGGUACCCAAGCUAUUAAUAACGAUUUCUGUAUCCAGAAUUACAAGUGCCUGAUGAGUACUUUGAGUAUCGCUGGAAAAUGGUGAACGUAGUUCACCUCCCUCCUGUCUUAUGAGUGCUGAUUGAGCGUCCGUGUGGAACCGGCUUAAGACUGUCAUGUUGCGAGAACUUUUUGCACUCACUGAUCUGCUCUAAAGGUGUAAAUAAAUAUAACCUAUUAUUUUUACUCCUUUUUUUGAUAUCGGAAAGCUGAAAAGUUUAACACGGGUUUAUAAUACAUAAAUAAUUGUCAUUUGAAAGAGCGAGUGUGUUAUCAAGACAUCCUAAUAUAGAUUUUCUACUCUAAUUUGCGUUUUCACAAUGUACAAUAACGAGUGCAUAAAAACAAACCACAAUGAAGACUCUGUUCCACAUCUGAAUAAAAAAUCUAAGAAAUCCAAAUCUAAGAAAAGGCAAGCUACCAAAAAGGAAAAGAAGAAAUAUAAAAAAAAGAGGAAAUAUUCGACAUCAUCUUCAAGCAGUGAGAGCUCUGGCAGUGAUACAUUGGAAUGGGUGGAAAAAACUAAUGAAAAUCAAACUUCUCCAUAUGUUAUUGAAAAUCCAAUUAGCAAAGCACAAGAAAAACAGUCCAAAAGAGAUGAAUGGAUGAAUAUAGAAAGUUUUCUUCCAUGUACAUCUAAAUCUGAAAUAGCAAAACAGAAAUCUGAUACAAAGGAAGAAGACAAAACAAGAAUAUUUCUGGAUAAACCAGGACAAAGUGAUAGAGAAUUGAAUCCAUACUGGAAGGAUGGAGGCAACGGAUUACCUCAAAGUAGCGCAGGAAGGUUUGAUAAUCAGUCAAAUCUUGAUGCAAAUUGGUUAAAAAAAAGUUUUCGUCGUGCCAAGGAACAAGCUCUUAGGGAUGGUAGAAGUCUAGAGGAAGUAGCUGCAGAACGCUGGGGUUCACUGGAAACUAUACAAAUGAUGAUAGCUAAAGCAGAAAGAAUAUCGAAUUCUGAACAAGAAAAUUCCUAUCAUAAGAAAUCACAUAACGAUAGCAACAAAAGUUCAUGGAGGGCCUCUAGUUCAAGAAGAAAAAACCACUCAAGAUCAAAAUCGAGAUCUAAAUCCAGAUCCAGAUCUAGAAGCAGAGAGCGAAAUAGAAAGCAUAGUACACACUACUCAUCACAGAGCACAAGACAAAAACAAAUGUAUCAUAAACCUAAAGAAAAUGACGAUUAUUAUCAGCUGGCUGCGCAUAUAUCUAGCAGCAGUCGUGUAAAAAAUUGGAAGAAAGAUAAAGAUGAUAGAAAAUAUGAAUCUGAAUCAUCCUCAUCUAGACUGAAAGAAACCAUUCCAGAUAGGAUCAGUGAUACAAAAGAGGUUGAUAAAAAAGAAAAUACAGAUAUUUUGUCAGAAGCAGAAAUGAAUAAGUUGGGCGCAAAAAUUAUCAAAGCUGAAAUAAUGGGUGAUGAGGAAUUGGCAACUCAAUUCAAGGAACAAUUAGAGCAAGCUAGAAAACUUGCUGCCACUAACAAAGCUAUUGUACAGAAAGAAACUGUGAUUCUUACAAGAAUAGAUGCAAAAGGUAUUGAAAGACCAAUUCAACCUAGAAGUCAGUAUAAACAAUCCACGGAAGGUCAUAGAAGGAAGAAAAUUACGGAGACACAUGUAUCCGGCGAGAGAAUGCGUUAUUUCGCUGAUGAUGAUAAAUAUUCCUUACAAGAAAUGUUUCAACGAGAGAAAGGAAGAUCAGCGGAUGAAGAUGAGGCGAUGUUUACCAAGUACGCUUCUAAGAGUGCAGAUUAUAUGGACGAUAUGUUCGAGCAACAAAUCGCGCGAACGAAUUUGGAAGCGAAGGAUGAUAAACGAGAUCGUGCACUUGCGAUUAGAGAACAUAAGAAUUUAUCCAAGCGCCUGGAUAACUGUUGGUGGUGCCCCGACUCGAAAAAUAUGCUGAAGCAUAUGAUUGUUACAGUAGAUUCCAUGAUUUGUUUAAGUUUACCCGCUUGCGAUUCUUUAACUACAGGUCACUGUAUAUUGACGCCUAUACAACACAUAACUUGUCAAUUGCAAUUGGACGAGGACGUAUGGGAAAAUUUAAAGGAAUUGAAGGGAAAAUUAACGACAAUGUUCACGAACGAAGAUCUUUAUCCGAUAUUUUUUGAAGUAUAUAAAAAGAGACACAGGUUUUCGCAUAUGCAGUUAGAAUGCAUCCCUUUACCUAAGGACAUUGGCGAGUCAGCACCAAUGUAUUUUAAGAAAGCAUUGUUGGAGUGUGAAACCGAAUGGUCAAUGAACAAAAAAAUUAUUGAUUUAAAGAACAAAAAUAUACGACAUGCUGUACCAAAUGGUCUAUCAUACUUUAUGAUAGAGUUCGCUUCACAUCCUGGUUAUGCUCAUGUAAUCGAGGACGAGGAAAUGUUUCCGAAGAAUUUCGCCGAGGAGGUGAUAGGUGGGAUGUUGGAUUUAGAUUGUAAUUUAUGGCGGAAACCAAGAAAACAAAGCUUUGAUGAGCAAAGAGUAAAGGUGUUGGAGUUCACAGAAAUGUGGAAAAAAUGUAAUAUUUUGCAAGGAUAAAAUAUUUAAUGAUAUUGUUUGUACUUGUAUAAACUUGUGUAUAGGAUCCUAUUUGAAGAUAUUCUAUAGCUCUUUAAUAUACAAAUAAAA
Messenger RNA from Harpegnathos saltator (Jerdon's jumping ant), 2750 nucleotides. Its product is annotated as CWF19-like protein 2. The transcript is spliced from 10 exons. Gene Ontology annotation, biological process: mRNA splicing, via spliceosome. Gene Ontology annotation, cellular component: post-mRNA release spliceosomal complex. The record is from RefSeq and is a predicted model, not a curated record. NCBI's taxonomy places the organism in Eukaryota, Metazoa, Arthropoda, Insecta, Hymenoptera, Formicidae. The coding region runs from base 462 to 2660 and encodes 732 amino acids.